Messenger RNA from Stegodyphus dumicola, 3651 nucleotides. RefSeq names its product tripartite motif-containing protein 2-like. Lineage: Eukaryota; Metazoa; Arthropoda; Arachnida; Araneae; Eresidae. Gene Ontology annotation, molecular function: ubiquitin protein ligase activity; protein binding; zinc ion binding. The record is from RefSeq and is a predicted model, not a curated record. Gene Ontology annotation, cellular component: nucleoplasm.
GUCAUACAUAUGUAACUUAAAGAUGAGUUGUUUUUGGAAGUUCCUUAAAACAUCGGAGCAGUCAGGAGAACCAAGAGCUAGUCUAAAGCGAAGAAAAGUCACACUGGAAAAUACUGCUUCAUGCUGUAUUAGAACUAGUGGAAUAAUAUAGAUAGGUUUUAACCAAGAGAAGAAAUAAAAGAUCAACUAAAAUGACUUCAUCAACUUUGGUUGAAACUGUUUCUAUUGAUUAUGAAGAUUUUAGUGAGAGCUUUCUCACAUGUGGAACAUGUUUGUGCACUUAUGAUGGCCAAGAACAUACUCCGAAACUUUUGCCAUGUUCUCACACAGUUUGCCGUAAUUGCCUUGAGCGAAUAGCAGCAGGAAAUGGUGUUCGGGAUGCUGGUUCUUUCCGAUGCCCCAUUUGUCGAGAAACGAUUCCUUUGCCUCGUGGUGGAGUCAGCGCUUUGCCACCAAGUUUCCUGGUAAAUCAGCUUUUAGAUCUAAUGUCCAGGCAACGGCGAGAAGUUAUUCCAAAAUGUUCUUUGCAUUCUACUCAGGAAUUGCUAUUCUGUGAAACUUGUGAUUGUGUAUUUUGUAGAUUAUGCACUACAGGAGCACAUGGAAAUGGCACUGAGAGUGGCCAGCACACUGUCAUACCAUUUUCCAUUGCCAUAAAGAGAAUGUCAGAAAUUCUUUUGUACAAGGCACAUCUUUGUAUUAGUAAACUUAACAAAGCUGCAGAAAAUGUAAAUGAUGAAAUCACUAAAUUAGAAUCUACUGCAGCAUUUGAAACCAUCAAUCGCUCUGUUCAGGAAAUAACAAAUGCCAUUGAACGGAGAAGAUGUGAACUCAUAGAAAUAGUUAAAAAACUGAAAAACAACAAGAAAAAAAUAUUAGCUGAUCAGCUGUCCAUCAUUGAAUCAGAAAAGGAAAAAGUUGAGCAGCAGUGUAGCGGUUUGCAAUACCAAGUUGAAGUUCGUAAUAUUACCAAUAGAAUAAGUGAUUUGAAUAAAAAACUAGAUUCUUUAAAUGCUAUUAUGGAGCCUAGAGAAAAUGCAUUUCUUAAAUAUGAGCAUGACCAUAAUUCUGCAUCAAAUGAUAUAGAAAAAUCGCUUAGAGAAUUUGGUCGUGUUCGUUCUAGUACCACAUAUCCUGCUUUGUGCUCUGCCUCGGUUGAAUGUUGCUCAGCUCACUUAGAAACAACUGUGUGCAUUACGGCUUAUGAUUAUCAUGGAACAGUUCAGUCUGAAGGUGGAGAUCCUGUGGUUAUCGACUUAAGGUAUGAAAACGGAGAUAGUGUCAAAACCCAUUUGAUAGACCGCAAUAAUGGAACUUAUGAUGUGAAUUUUCUCCCAGAACAGCCAGGAAAUUAUAAAUUAAAUGUAACUGUCUUUGAUCGACCUAUCAAAGAUAGUCCCUUUCAUUUUAUAGUGUCCGAGCACAUUAAUCCUGUUUCUCAAUUUGGUCUGCGUGGCAGUGGCGAUCUGCAUUUCCUCCAGCCUGUUGGGUUGGUUGCUUCAAGUUGUGGUAAAUUAUUUGUCCUUGAUACUGGAAAUAGCAGAAUAAAAGUCCUUACAAAAGAUUUCAAAUUUUUAGGUCAUAUAUUUGAUGCAGGUAUGGAAGAUCGUAGUGGUACAGGGAUAGCUUUAUCUUUAAAGAACACCUUGUUUAUAGUUAAUUGGAGAACAAAAUUUAUAACGGAAGUUGAUUUUGAAGGUUCUGUUAUUCAAAAGUUUACUCAUGCUGAGUUUGUGGAGCCAAUAGAUUUAGCCAUUAAUAGUAAGGGCCAAAUUUUUGUGGCUGAUAAUGGUGCUGCUUCUGUGUUUGCAUUUGAGCCAUCUGGUACCUUUGUUAUGAAAUUUGGUAGUACAUUUAAUUUAAUUAGUUCUAUUGCAAUUGGUCCAUUAGAUGAAAUCAUAGUUAGUGAUUCAAGGAUCCAGAUUUUUACAUCUAGUGGACAAUUUCUUCGAGAGAUUGUUUCAGAAGGCAAGGGCAAGAGUCGUCAUGGUGGAAUAGUUUAUGAUGGCAAAGGAAAUCUUUUAGCUACAAAAAGUGAUAAGAGUGGUAGUUUUAUAAGAGUCUUCAGUUACCAGUCAGGAAAUUUCCUUUUUUCUAUUGAUAGUCAUGAGGCUAAACUGAAACGUCCAAGUGGCUUGGAUGUACUUAAUGACUUUCAUGUAGUUGUGGCUGAUCUUGGAAAUGAUUGUAUAAAAAAGUUUAGAUAUCGCUAAAUGUGUCAAUAUCUGGAAGCAAAUCUAUAGCUGCACUAAUCUUUAAAUGUUUAUAUUCUUCAUCCUAUAUAGAAUUGCGAUACUCAACAAUUAAUUAUCACAUGCAUUAGUUCCUUAUAUUAUUAUUAUCUUUUGGAAUUUAUCUGUGUAAUAAUUAUCUAAUCAGUCUUCUAGUUAUUUAUUUUACUUUCAACUAUAUUUAACUCAAAGUCAGUUUAUAAAUAUAUGGAAUGUGUUUAUGUAAAAGCUUUCAUUAAUACCUUUCUUUCACAUGUUAAACAAAACAUUUUUUGCGGUUUCUGCACUCGUAUUCACUAGUGUAAAACUCUUCAUGACUUUUUUCAUAUGCUGAGGUUUUUGUUGAAAAGGUUAUUUGGUUUAUUUUAUAUUAAACUUAAUUUGGAAUAUGGCAGUUUUAUCUUUUUGUAAUUCAGAUGGCUGUGUUUAUUGUUAACGUAUGCUGAAUCUCAUUCUUCUUUUAUCUUUAUAACAAUCUCUUAUAUAUCUUGUGUGUUUAUCAUAAAAAGUAUUUUGCAAUCUGCAUAUUGCACUUCGGAAAAUGUAAGCUUUUAAGUGGACCAAAGACUUUUUUAUUACUUGGUUGAACUAUUUUGACACAGAACUCAUUAAUUCAUUAUUUUAUUCAUGUUUCUCCCUAUACAUACAAAUAAGAUAAUACUGAAGACAAAUUAUUUUAAAUUAAUGCUUUUAUAUUUUAUAUUUUACCAUGUACUGUUAUACUUUUUUAACAUGUUUAAGCAAUUACCCAAAGAUUCUCACAUAAUUCAACAUUUCUAUCAUUUUCAUUGAAAUUAUGGAUCUCUUAUUUUUUCUGUAUUAUUGUUUGUUCCAUAGACAUAACUAUGGAGUUUUCCUUUAUUUUAAGCAAUGCAGUGGUAGUUAUUGUGCAUGAUUAAAUUUUUAUUAAAGUACAAAUAACUUCCACACAGUUAAUUGUAUAGGAAAUCAACUUUUUGUUUUUUCUUUAUAUAUUUAUUAUGUAGGAUAUUGCAAAUUGUUUAUAGACGGUUUUUGCAUAUUGUUAGAUAUGCGUUUUGAAGUUUAUAGAAUUAUGUUUCUAACAUAACAUAUUAUCUGUAAAGAAAAUUCCCUCUUCAAACUAGAUAAUAUUAUUGAAGCUUCGAAAUUGUUCAGUGAGUAUCGUUUUAAUGCUUUCUUAAAUUAAUGUUUUAAGUAAAUUUACUGCUAGAAAAUGAUAUAUAUAUAUAUAUAUUUGAUGUCAGCAGAAUCAUAUAUUUAUAAUUUAAGAUUUCUUAGCUGUUUUGGCAAAAUUUUGUGCCAUAUAUAUAUGUUAAUGUUGUAUUGUUAAUUUUUUUUUUUUUUUUUUUUUUUUUGUAAUGGUCACCUUAAUAGUGUGAACCAUCUUAUAAUGGUGUAAGUGACUGAUCAUGUGGUGAACUUUUAAAUAAAAAAAAAA